This is a messenger RNA of Erigeron canadensis, 2042 nucleotides long. RefSeq names its product monogalactosyldiacylglycerol synthase 2, chloroplastic-like. Gene Ontology annotation, molecular function: hexosyltransferase activity. The transcript is spliced from 8 exons. Bases 538 to 1911 code for a protein of 457 amino acids. Lineage: Eukaryota; Viridiplantae; Streptophyta; Magnoliopsida; Asterales; Asteraceae. The record is from RefSeq and is a predicted model, not a curated record. Gene Ontology annotation, biological process: glycolipid biosynthetic process.
UCCAAAAUAUUAGCCCAUUUUUGCUGUGUGUGUCCCUGUCACAUAGUUGUUUUUUGUCACAGCCGGCAACCGCCGUAUUUCGCCGUAAAAUCCAAGAUUCCGGUGGGUUAUAUUCUUUUUGAGUUUUUGACAAGUGGGUUGGUGUUAGUUUCUUGAUAUAGUUGAUAAAAAUACAAACUUUAUAUAUAAAUAUAUAUUUAUACACACAUCUUUGUUGCGUGUUUCUUGAAAUUUAUCUUUUUUUAAGGAAGCCCAUUUGGUUAAAUUAUAGAGAAAGUUUCAUUCUUUUAUGGUUUUCCUUUCUGGGUUUGCUUUGAAAUUUGAUAUUCUGUAAGUGUUUGUUGUUUUCUUGAAAAAAAUAUGUAUACAGCUAUAUACAUAUAGUUGUGUAUUACUUAAAGCAAAGUAUAGUAUAUAUAUUUGUGUUUUCUUUUCUGGGUUAGUCUUAAAAUUUGAAAAGUUUUGAGGAUUUUUGGAAUCUUGGAAAAAUAAGAUAGAUACAGAUAGUUGUAUGCAUAUAUAUGUUGUAGUGGGAGAAUGGUGACGAUUGUGGCUUCACAGAAAAGUUCGAUAAAGGCGGUUUUCGAAAGAGUUGGAGUAUAUGGUUUUGGUGGUGGCAGUGGUGUUAAUGGACAGAAAAGGUUAAGAUAUGAAAUGCAUGAAGAAGGUGACACUAUGGAAAUGGUGCAACUUGGUGCUGAUAGAACUAAGAAUGUGCUUAUUUUGAUGAGUGAUACUGGUGGCGGUCACCGGGCCUCAGCUGAGGCGAUUCGUGAUGCAUUCAAGAUGGAAUUUGGGGAUGAAUAUAGGAUAUUUGUUAAGGAUGUUUGGAAGGAAUAUACGGGUUGGCCUCUAAACGACAUGGAAAAUCAGUACAAGUUCAUGGUAAAGCACGUCCAGCUUUGGAGUGUAGCGUUUCAUGGCACUUCUCCACGAUGGAUACAUGGUGUUUAUCUUGCUGCUAUUGCCGCCUUUUAUGCCAAGGAGGUAGAGGCUGGUUUAAUGGAGUACAAACCGGAUAUUAUCAUAAGUGUUCAUCCUCUAAUGCAACACAUUCCUUUAUGGGUUCUUAAAUGGCAAGGAUUGCAAAAGAAAGUCAUCUUUGUGACUGUUAUUACCGAUCUUAAUACAUGCCACCGAACAUGGUUUCACCCGGGGGUGAAAAGAUGCUACUGUCCUUCGGAAGAGGUAUCAAAAAGAGCUUUGUUAGACAAGUUAGAACCAAACCAAGUACGAGUAUUCGGAUUGCCUGUUCGGCCUUCUUUUGCCCGUGCUGUUCUCAACAAGGAUGACUUACGAGUAGAGCUAGAACUGGAUCCAGUACUACCUGCGGUUCUUUUGAUGGGAGGUGGUGAAGGAAUGGGACCCGUGAAGAAAACAGCAAAGGCUCUUGCAGAGUCUUUGCUCGACAAAGAAACUGGAAAACCAUUAGGUCAAAUGGUAAUAAUAUGUGGUCGAAACAAAGCCUUAGCUUCUUCACUCGAGUCUUUGGAAUGGAAGAUACCGGUUAAGGUAAGAGGAUUUGAGACACAGAUGCAGAAAUGGAUGGGUGCUUGUGACUGCAUCAUUACCAAGGCUGGACCUGGCACCAUUGCAGAAGCACUAAUCAGAGGGCUUCCGAUUAUCCUGAAUGACUAUAUUCCUGGACAAGAAAAAGGCAACGUCCCAUACGUGGUGGGAAAUGGUGCAGGUGUCUUCACCCGAAGCCCAAAGGAAACAGCUCGGAUAGUAGCUGGAUGGUUCAGCACCAAUUCAGAUGAGCUCAAAAAAAUGUCCGAGAACGCCCUCAAGUUAGCUCAACCCGAGGCAGUGUUUGACAUUGUGAGGGACAUCCAUGACUUGGCGGGUCAACGCGGGCCCCUUGCUGACGUUUCUUACGUUUUAACGUCAUCAUUCACGGACUUAAUUUAGGGAAAUGUACAUGUAACUCUAUAGAAAUUAUUACCUACCAAUCUACCAUUCUUUGAGCUUUACUGAAAAGCUUUUGUGUGUUGAAAAUUGUAAGUUUUGUGGUUAUGAAUUUAGUACUUUUAGAACUUGAA